AUUUCACACAGAUCAUUCUCCGAAUCUGAUAAGCCUUCCCCAGAAAGUACAGAGUUACCUGUGGACUGGAGUAUUAAAACUCGACUCCUUUUCACCUCUUCUCAACCCUUUACCUGGGCAGAUCAUUUGAAAGCACAGGAAGAGGCUCAGGGUGUCGUCCAGCAUUGCAGAGCAACAGAAGUGACUCUGCCUCAAAGCAUACAGGACCCCAAGCUCUGCACUGAGCUGCGCUGUGCUUUCCAGCAGAGCCUUGUCUACUGGCUCCACCCCGCCUUUCCCUGGCUCUCCCUGUUCCCUCGGAUGGGAGCCGACCGGAAAAUGUCCGCAAAGACAAGCCCUUGGUCGAAUGAUGAAUCCCUACAACGCAUUCUAAUGAGUGACUGGUCUGUGAGCUUCACUUCUUUGUAUAAUCUUCUGAAGACAAAACUUUGCCCCUAUUUCUACGUUUGUACCUAUCAAUUUACUAUCCUGUUUCGUGCAUCAGGAUUAGCAGGAAAUGAUGUAAUCACGGCUCUCAUGUCUCCUACAACUAGAGGCAUAAGAGAAGCUAUGAAAAAUGAAGGUAUUGAAUUUUCUCUGCCUUUAGUAAAAGAAAGUGGCCAUGAGAAGAAGAAAGCAUCUGGGACAAGCUUGGGACAUGGGGAGGAGCAAGCAAUCAGUGAUGAAGAUGAAGAAGAAAGUUUUUCCUGGCUGGAAGAGAUGGGUGUGCAAGAUAAAAUUAAAAAGCCAGACAUACUCUCUAUCAAGCUGCGUAAGGAGAAACAUGAAGUACAAAUGGAUCACAGACCUGAGUCUGUUGUGUUGGUGAAGGGAACAAACACCUUUACGUUGCUAAAUUUUUUGAUCAACUGUAAGAGCUUAAUUGCUACUUCAGGUCCACAGGCAGGACUUCCACCAACUCUCUUAUCCCCGAUAGCUUUCCGAGGUGCCACCAUGCAAAUGCUUAAGAGAGAAACAUCAAUUGAUUGCCUUCCGCACGUGGCCCGACUGGGCAUCAAAGUCACAACCUGGGCACGAAGUGUAAAUGUGAAGACACAGGUUGUUUCUGGAUACAAAGAUCAAUUCAGCUUGGAGAUCACAGGUCCUGUCAUGCCUCAUUCUCUACAUGCUAUGACCAUGCUACUCGGAUCUUCACAGAGUGGGUCAUUUUCUGCAGGACUGUAUACACAUGAGCCAACCGCUGUGUUCAACAUCUGCCCUCCAGUGGAUAAAGUACUGGGAAAGGAGACUGUUCGUGAGGAGCUUGCUAACUGUGGGUUGCACCCUAAGACUCUGGACCAACUUAGCCAAACACCAGUACUGGGGAAAUCAUCCUUACGGAAUGUGGAGAUGAGUGACUACCUUUAUAAUUGGAGAUCCUGAACGCCAAAGUAAGCCUAAAAGGAAUCUUUGAGGAAAAAAGCCUCUGGCAAGGAAAUUCAAGAUUUUUAUACCCUUGGCUUUAAAUUUCAUUUUGGAAGGGAAUAUUCAAAUGUUUAUAAACAUUAGCCGUUAAUAUUUAUUACAUGCAUGUGUUAAGAUUUUAGAUCAACAUUCUCCAGUUUCACUAUUUUUUGAUAAGAUAUUCACAUAUGAAAAACUCAAGUAACUUGAAUGAGAACUAGAUCCCUAUAACUUAAUGAUAAACUGAAUAGAAAAUUGAAUCAAUGUCAGUGCUUCCUUUCAAAUGGGAAAUUGAGGCUAAAUUAGUAUCAAUGACAUCUGGGCAAAACUAACCAUUUACCAAGGAUUAUGAGCAGGUUCUAGCUUGUAAAGUUUGAAACCAAAUUUAUACAAUAUCUACUGAGUUGAUUGUU
Molecule: messenger RNA, 1796 nt
Organism: Myotis brandtii (Brandt's bat)
Lineage: Eukaryota; Metazoa; Chordata; Mammalia; Chiroptera; Vespertilionidae
Gene: DONSON
Product: downstream neighbor of SON
Exons: 9
Coding region: 301-1362 (353 amino acids)
Biological process (GO): nuclear DNA replication
Cellular component (GO): nucleus
Source: RefSeq, a predicted model, not a curated record